AUGGCGUCGCCGCCUGUGCAGCCGCCGGCGAACCCGAAUCCCGUCAUCGUGUGGCCGAACCUGCCCAUGUCACCGCUGGUCCAGACGCGCGUCGACGUCGUCAGUGUCGUCCGGCCCGCAAACCAGCAUCCGGCCGCCGCCUUGGCCGUCCUUGCCUGGGUUUGGGCUCAAGAGCGAGCUGAGCGGCACGCCCAGGUCGUCAAGAGGACGGCGGUCAACCCUCCCCUCAUGUUCUCGAUGCUGUGGAGCCCCGGGAUCGCAUGCCUGCACGACCUCGCGCUCGCGACUGCGAACGUGCCGGCAAGCAACUUCAUCCUGUACGAGGCUCUGCAUCAUGUCGCCUUGCCGACCGAGUAUCAGCAACUCGCGCUCUUCGUCCAGCCGGGCACGUCCGCCGACGGCUCGGCCCUCGCCGUUCCGCGCCUCCUCCUUGAGCGCAUCCUCGAGUGCGCCAACUCCCAGGUCCUGUCGUGGGUCGAGCAGCUCGACGGACGUCGCCGAGCGACGCACUCGGAGCUGCCUCAAACUGGCCGCGGCGUCCUCCUUUGCCCGCGCCUCGAGGUCGAGGCGGGCUCGGCCGGACGAGGCAUAGACUGGAUCAUGCCGAUCGUCCACCACCACCUCGAGCUCGUCGAGCAGCCACCCCGCAACGUCGACCUCGGCGUCGUCCCACCGUCCGUCGGCGUCUGGGUGCCUGCGACCGACUCGACGAGCGCGGCGCCGCGACGAGUCGACUUCCCGACCCUGAGCGCCUCGAAGCUCCUCACCUACGAGCUCGUGCGCCUUCGCCAACACUUCGACCCGAGGGCGCCCGGGUUCCGUGGCCACGUCGACGCGUACGGGCACCAAGGCCACGCCGCCGUGUGCGUCUUCAACAUCUUCCUCCUCGUCCAGAUCGAGCAGGAAACUUUUCGAGCCGAGGCGCAGCAAGGCCCGCAGGUCCCGGACGCCGUUGCCUUGGCGAGGCUUUCGUGCCGCCUCAGCGACUUUCGCCGGGUCGCUCGCUCGUACCUUGCCGCGUCGUCUGGGCGCGACUCCGUCGGGCCGUUCUUCGAGUGGCUGCACCACCUCGGCUCAAUCGAGUGGCGCAGUCGCCUCGUGACCCGGUCCCUCACGUUCCUGUCCGGGUACUGGCCGUCGGUCGAGGUCGUCAACUGGCCAGAAACAGCGCCCGGCCAAGUCCCCGUCCGCCAACCCGACGCCAACAGCCGCGCAGGCGUCCUCUUUGCGAGAUUCAACCACGUCCUCUCUCACGUGCACAGCCUUGCGCAUCCGGUCGACGGUCCUGCAGGCCCGAGCGUGUACGAGCCGCAGCGCCGGUAG
Messenger RNA from Rhodotorula graminis WP1, 1323 nucleotides. RefSeq lists its product as uncharacterized. Lineage: Eukaryota; Fungi; Basidiomycota; Microbotryomycetes; Sporidiobolales; Sporidiobolaceae. The transcript has 6 exons. The record is from RefSeq and is a predicted model, not a curated record. The coding region runs from base 1 to 1323 and encodes 440 amino acids.